This is a messenger RNA of Vanderwaltozyma polyspora DSM 70294, 1170 nucleotides long. RefSeq names its product Psg1p (gene PSG1). Bases 1 to 1170 code for a protein of 389 amino acids. NCBI's taxonomy places the organism in Eukaryota, Fungi, Ascomycota, Saccharomycetes, Saccharomycetales, Saccharomycetaceae. The transcript has a single exon. The record is from RefSeq and is a predicted model, not a curated record.
AUGAGGACUACGCUAUUUGCGAUUUUGUUAGGUUUGCUAAUAAAUGACUUUGUUGUAGCUUAUAAGCCAGUCAUUGAACCAAAGGAGAAAUUGACUACUACAGAAACUCCAAAACCUUGGGUUCGUACAAUCUAUUCAGGUGUUAAAGAAAUUGUUACACCUACUAUUAUUGCAGGUGUAACAUUUUCUGCAAAACCACCAAAUCCACCAAAUCCGUUGCAACCAUGGGUUUCUCUAAAGAAUGAUGGUAUUCCAGUUACUAUUAAGCCUCAGUUGAAGAAUGGUAUCACCAAAAAGGCAUCUCCUACUUAUUCUACUUAUUUUAUGGAUGUCAAAACUCAUACUUUCUCUUUUGAAGAAUUGGAGGCUCAUAAUAUGGAUCCAAAUGAUGUUCAUGAAGAAGAAGAGUUUAUCCCAGAAGAUGAUACUUAUUUAAAGUUGAAUCCAAUAAUUAGAUGUGCUCCGGAUCGUUAUUCUGAAAAGGGUCUUGCCAAAAAUAUUAAGAGUGAACCUUUCUGUACUCCACGUGAAGCAACUGAAUGGCGUGUUGGGAGAACUUACUUCGUUUCUUGGUUUACUAGAUUCUUCAAGAAUGAAGAUACUGGUAAAUUCGCUGAGAAGGUUCGUGUUCAUUUGAUGGAAGUGCCAAUGGAAGCUAAAGAAAAGGGUUACCAUAACAAAAGAUCCACUAAUGACGUCGUACAUAGUUCCGACUGGUUGAAAAAUCUUGAAGGUAUCUACCCAAUUACUCCAGAAGAUGCUUGGUUGGAAGGUGAACAUGAAAAGAAAUUUGUUAUCUCUGUUCAACCUGAUUAUAUUUCUGAUGAAGACUUCGAUCCAUUGGAAUAUGGUAUCUUUGUUUACAUUUUAUUGCAAAGUAGAGUCUACAAACAUUCCAAAGAACAAAUUGCUUUAGAAAAUGCUGGUUUGACUGGUACCAAAUGGUAUUACAUUGCUCUAUCAAUGCCAGCUGCCGUUGCAGUUGCUUUGUUUUGCAUGUACGUCUUUUUGAGAAUUAACAAAGGUAACAGAGAAUUUUCUGAUGUCACUAACAAAGCAUUAAAAAAGAAGCAUCGUGUUAUUGGUAAAAUCUCAGAAAUGAGUAGAUUUAAGAACAUGAAGAAUCAUAAAUAUGAAGAACUACCCACAUACCAAAGAAAGUCAGAUUAA